Hydra vulgaris (swiftwater hydra) is the source of this 1743-nucleotide messenger RNA. RefSeq names its product protein asteroid. The record is from RefSeq and is a predicted model, not a curated record. NCBI's taxonomy places the organism in Eukaryota, Metazoa, Cnidaria, Hydrozoa, Anthoathecata, Hydridae. Gene Ontology annotation, molecular function: nuclease activity.
AUGGGCAUAAAACAAUUAACAUCUUACUUUGAAUUACAUCAUGCUUCUUUAUUCACAGAAAUAUUGGAUUUGAGAGGAAGUAAAGUUGUUGUUGAUGGAGAUGCCUUGUUGUACUGUCUUCUAAACUCAGUAUCUAGUCGUUACGGCGGAGAAUACAAUGAAAUGAGCAGAGUUUUUGAACAUUUUUUUAAAGAAUUGCAUUUGAUUAAUGUAAUGCCGUUAGUGGUGUUAGAUGGCUGCAUUAAUGUUUCAUUAAAAACCUGUACUACAUGUGAAAGAAACAAACAACGAAUCAAAGCUUUGGGGAAUAUUAACCAAUCAAAUAAAAGUCAUAAAAAUCUUCCUAUACCUUUAUUUUCAAAACAAGUUUUUAUUGAGGUUAUGCAAGAGAUGUGCAUUCAUUUUGUAGUAGCACCCAAUGAAGCAGACAUGUUGAUAGCAGUUUUUGCAAAUUAUUUAAAUUGCCCUGUUGUAUCAUCUGACUCUGAUCUUUACAUAGUUGAUGUUGCACAAGGAGUUAUUUCAAUGUCAAAUUUCAUGAAUGUAUCCAACUUGAAUAAUGUUGUUAGUUAUAAUUUACAAAAUCUUUGUCAACUUUUACAUCUUGCAAAGGAAAAAAUGCCUUUUUUAGCAGUUAUAUUGGGAAACGAUUACAGCAUUAAUAGUUACUUGACAUUAUUUCAAAUUAAAAGUGGCAUUAGUGAUCAACAAGGUAAUUUGAUUAAAGUAACUCCUCGGUUACAAAAAGUAGCAGAGUAUCUCAACUCGAUAUCUAGUAGGGAUGAUAUUAUUAGAAGUUUAGUUCAAGAUGUAGGUGAAAUGACUGCAGAUAUAAAGGAACACCUUAUAAUGAUAUUGGAUAAUUAUGAUUUAAGUUACUACAAACUACAGGCAAGCUCUUUGUUACCAAUUUUGUUAAAGCAAAAUAGUAACCCUGAAUGUCAAUUAAAAAGUUACAAUUCAAUGGGAGAUUAUUUAAAAGUUAUGUGCAGUCAUGGAAAAGUUCACUCUUGUGUUUUAAACAUUUACUUUGACCAUGUACAGUUUUAUCACAUUCAAAGUGAGAAUGUUUCGGCAAAAGCUGCCACUUGUAUUUCACGUGAUUUAGUUGACAUAAUAUAUCAUCUAUGCUCAAUCACAGACAAUGUAAAAGAGUUUCAAAGAGCUGGCUUAAAUUAUAAAGAAAAACUAAAAGUCGUUGAUCAAACAGUUAAUGAAAAGACUAACACGUCUGAUCAGAAAUCAUAUAUGUGUCAACUUGGAAAAUUUUAUUUUAACGAAAGUGAAGCGGAAAACACAAUUAUGAUCAUUUCAUUAAGAUUUUGGAUAAUCAAGGCUAACGAGUAUAACUGUCCAGUUAGUAUUGAGCAUAUCAAGGCUCUUGUUAUAACCUAUCUUAGUCUAAAAGUUGAGAAUAGUCACACUUGGUUUAAUUUAAAUUUUAAAGAUUUUGAUGUUGCUGUUGGUCAUAGAUUUUGUGAAUGGCAAUCUGUUGUUUUUUAUUUGAUGAUAAUUAAUUGUUUGCUGUCGUUUCCACUUACUUCACCAAAGUUGAGUCUGAUCUUUUGUGGGAAACGAGCUCACUCUGCAUAUAAAUUUCUUAUAUCUUACGAAAACGAAGAUAAAUUGGUAAAUGAUGCGAUUGGCUACAUGGAGUUUUUAAAAAUCGUCACUGAUGGUUUACUUCAUUGCAUUAAGAUUACUCCGCAAUCAUUGCUCAAAAAGAAAAAAAAAAGGAAAUAA